Messenger RNA from Magnolia sinica, 2017 nucleotides. Its product is annotated as sesquiterpene synthase TPS2-like. Gene Ontology annotation, biological process: diterpenoid biosynthetic process. Lineage: Eukaryota; Viridiplantae; Streptophyta; Magnoliopsida; Magnoliales; Magnoliaceae. The coding region runs from base 87 to 1799 and encodes 570 amino acids. The transcript is spliced from 7 exons. Gene Ontology annotation, molecular function: magnesium ion binding; terpene synthase activity. The record is from RefSeq and is a predicted model, not a curated record.
UGAACUCAUAGCUUGCUUUAUCCAACAUACAUAGAAUAGAGUUCUUGCCAUUCCCAUCACAGCCAUUUCUAUCUUCCCUGUCAUUCAUGUCUCUUAUGUUGGGAAAUCCCCACUCGGAUGUUCCUAUCAAGAAUCAGGUGGAAACGAAAGGAAAAAAGAAGAUUGGUCGCGGUUGUGCAAAUUACCACCCUAGUGUGUGGGGUGAUCGGUUUGUUACAUUGUCUCCGGAUGAGAUGGCAAGUACUACAUGUGUAAUAGAGAUUGAUGAAGUAACCAAACGAAGGGCUGUAAAACUAAAGGAACAAUUGAAGAAGAUGCUUCUCAAUGUCAGUGAUUCUUUGCAAGAAUUGAAUUUAAUAAAUGAAAUUCAACGUCUCGGGGUUGCCUAUCACUUUGAAAAGGAGAUUAAAGAUGCAUUAUCUAGGAUGCAUGAUGCCCAUAUUAACGGCAAUGAUAUUAGUGAUGAUCUUCAUGCAGUUGCUCUCUGGUUUCGGCUCCUAAGGCAACAAGGGUAUAACGUGUCAUCUAAUGUGUUUAGAAGGUUUAAAGAUGAAAAUGGUGAGUUUAAGGCGACAUUAAAAGAUGACAUCCGAGGAUUGUUAAGCUUGUAUGAAGCUGCAUAUCUUGGCACACGUGAAGAUAAUAUAUUGGAUGAAGCCAUAAAUUUCACCACCGAGCACCUUAAGUCAGCAAUGUCACAUUUGAGCUCUCCCCUUUCAACUCUAGUACAGUUUGCCUUAGAUCUACCACUGCACAAGUGUGUUGAAAGGCUACAAUCAAGGUACUACAUCUCAAUCUACCAAGAAGAGGAGCGGAAUGAUAUAUUAUUAGAGUUUGCGAAGUUUGAUUUCAAUAUGCUGCAGUCUUUGCACAAGAAGGAACUAAGUGACAUCUCAAGAUGGUGGAAAGAGAAUGAUUUUUCAACAAAGCUUCCAUUCAUCAGAGAUAGAAUAGUGGAGUUGUACUUUUGGAUAUUAGAAGUGUAUUUCGAACCACAAUAUGCCCGAGCAAGAAGGAUGAUGACCACAAUAAUAUCUUUAACGUCAAUAUUGGAUGACAUUUAUGACGUACACGGUACAUUGGAGGAGCUUGAACUAUAUACUGUUGCAAUCGAGAGAUGGGAUCGGGCGAUCAUGGAUCAGCUGCCUGAUUACAUGAAAGUGCAUUAUAAUGCGCUUCUAAAUGCAGUCGAGAAAUUUGAGGACGAAUUGAGCAAGGAAGGGAAAUCCUACCGUAUACCCUACUUAAAGAAAGCUCUUACGCUUUUGGCCAAAGGCUACCUAGAGGAAGCGAGAUGGACCAGCGAAGAGUAUGUGCCAACAUUGGAAGAGUAUAUGAAAAUUGCAUUAAUCACUAACGGCUAUCCCAUGCUUAGUGUAGCAUCUCUGGUUGGAAUGGGAGAUAUCGUAACAAAGGAAGCCUUUGAGUGGGCCAUCAAUGUACCUAAGGUGGUUGAGGCUAGUGCUGUAAUUUGCCGUCUCAGGGAUGACAUCACAUCAAAUGAGUUUGAGCAGGAGAGAACACAUGUUGUUUCUGGAAUCCACUGCUACAUGAAGGAGCAUGGCACCACAUACAGAGAAGCAUGCAAGGUAUUCCUAGAGAAGACUGCGGACGCAUGGAAAGAUGCUAACAUGGAAUGGAUGGAACCCACUCCCGUUCCGAGGGAAGUGAUCAAGAGGCCCAUGAAUCUUGCACGUGUGAUCGAACUCUUGUACCAGCACCAGGACUCAUACACCAAUUCAGCGUUUGAGACCAAAGAACAUGUCACAAUGAUGCUAGUGGAUCCUAUUCCCGUUUGAGACGAGCUUCUACGUUAGCGCGUUUGAUUGCAUCGAGUAUCAUGAAACCAUGUGCAACUAAACGUAUCCUCACAUAUAUUACAUACGUUUCUUGUAUGCGUCACUAUAUUGUAAUUGACCUUUUCUAUGAGAUGGAGAGAAUACAGAAAAUGUUGGCUUUACAAAGCCCAAAUGGUGACAAGUGCAGCUCCUACUCUAAAGGAGAAAGAAAAUAUGCU